Molecule: messenger RNA, 963 nt
Organism: Trichobilharzia szidati
Lineage: Eukaryota; Metazoa; Platyhelminthes; Trematoda; Strigeidida; Schistosomatidae
Source: the annotation of a GenBank genome assembly
AUGGUUUAUUUAGUGGUGCUAAGAAGUAAUGUUAAACGUAAAGGUUUAAAAGUGGUGAAAGACUUCAGUGAAGAUGAUGAUGUCCGUCAACAGAAGUCUGUGAAAACACCUUACAUUGAAGUGGAAUCAUUCAACCGUCUAUUGAAUUUUAAUGGAUGUACUAAAGAAUUAUAUAAUGAUAAUAAUACUGGAGAUAUUACUACUACUACCAAUAGUAAUAAUAAUAAUGGCGCGGAAGACAAAAAUAAAGAAUUGUUAACUAAAUUAAAUUUACCAAGUCUUCCAGGCGAUAAAAUACCAGAUUUUGAAUGUUUCGCUUUUGAUAUUUCUCUUAUCUAUGGUGGUAUUGAAGAAUUAUGCUGGGAAAUGCAUCGUGGUGUUAAAUGGAAUAUUGAAUAUACUGAUGUACACCGAAAUACUAAUCCACAAGAAAGAUGUCGAAAUAAUAAUUCUUAUGAUUGGAAUAGAGAAGAAGCUAAAUUAAUCAAUGAAAUUGAUGAUAUUAUUAAUGGUGUAAAGGAUACUACAUUGAAUAAUGAAUUUGGGAAAAUUGAAAAUGUUCAAUCAACUCGUCAAACACUGAUCAAAUCAUUGGAAAGCAUUGCAUUGAAUCAAGGAUAAAUGAAAGAAAGGUGUCAACCGUACAGUGAGUGAAUCAGUAGUAGUAGUCAGAAAGAGGAGAAAACAAUCAAUACCUUAUCAUCGCUAUUUUUAUACGCUUUGCUUCUUGUUUCUAUCGCCUGUUUUGCCCGCAUCAUCUUUGCCUCCUUUCCUCUUCUGCUUCUUCUUGUUUACUUUUACUCUCUGUGUGUGAAACAGUACAGUAACAUUUGUAGAAUUUUUCAUAUGUGCAUUUGUUUUGGUGUUAUCGUUUAACACUUGCUUUCAAAAGUGAUGAGUAAGUCAGGAGAAUGCGCAAACGCGUCUUGUUUAAUUGAAUUGAAGCAUUGACAAUUGUCAAUU